CCGGGUCGAGGGUGACUAACGUGGUGCAUCUUGCUCAACGUGCGCACCACUUUUAGUGGUGGAAGCAUCUAAAAGUGGUUAAAUAUAAAAGUAAACAGGCUAAGAAGAGACAGAUCAACAAUGGGGGAGUUUAAAGUUCACCAGGUUCGUUUCUUUGAAUAUAUGCCCACGGGAAUCCGAGCUUUAGCUUUCCACGCGCAAAAUGAAAAGAUGGCAGUAGCGAGGAUGGACGGGUCUGUGGAGAUUUGCGAUUGCUCUGACAACUUUUUCCAAGAAAAGGUCAUCCCUGGAAGAGAGCAGUGUGGGAUAGAAGCUCUGUCCUGGGUUGGAGACCGUCUGUUUAGUGCAGGACUAAAUGGUGAAAUUGCAGAAUAUGAUCUAACAAAUCAGAAAGUAAAAUACACCAUAGAUGCAUACGGUGGGCCGAUCUGGACCAUUACAGGCAAUAAACAAGGAACACACUUGGCGGUUGGUUGUGAGGAUGGAAAUGUGAAGCUGUUUGAGGUGAAUGAAGACAAAAUACAGUUUGAGAGAAAUCUAAACAGGCAGAAAGGUCGCAUUAUUUCUCUUUCUUGGCACCCAUCAGGCUCCAAAAUAGCAGCUGGGAUGAUGGACAUGAUCCAGGUUUUUAAUGUAGAAACAGGCCACUCCAUACACAGGAUGCUGGUGGACAGAGGUCUCAGGACGUCCCGCAGUGAGGAGUGUGUUGUGUGGAGCGUGGUCUACCUCUCAGAUGGCACCAUCAUCAGCGGAGACUCUGCUGGAAUGGUUAAAAUGUGGGACGAUUGCACUGGUACUCUGAUUAAAAGCCACAAUGUCACCAAAAGUGAUGUGUUGGCGUUGUCAGUCUCACAGAACGAGGACAGUCUUGUCGCCGGGACAUCGGAGGGAUUUGUGGUACAGUUCCAGUUCGUCUCUGUGGUUUUAGAAAAGGAUGAGAAAGAAUGGGUCAGAACCAGGACAUUUAAGAACCACACACAUGAUAUCAGAGCCGUGGCGGAGAUCACGACUGCCGUUGUGUCAGGAGGUAUGGACACUCAGCUGGUUGUGAGACCUUUAUUAGACAAGGUCGAAGUGAGAUCAACAGCAUCGGCCCUCCGGAAGAUUCUUUUUCCACAUAGGAGACUGGUGUCCUGUGCGAAGAAGGCCGGUCUGAUGCUGUUCCAGUACCCGAGUCAUCUGGAGCUGUGGAGACUUGGAGAGAGUGAAGGACAAGCCAUACCUGGAAGCAGUUUACCUAUCAUAAAAAAACCAGAGAAAUUGCUUCUUUUGAAAGUGAAGGGUGAGGAGCACAUCCGCUGCAGCAUCGUGUCCCCGUGUGGAGAAUGGAUUGCUUAUUCCACAGCCAGUAGUUUACGACUGUACAGACUAAACUGUGACAAUAACAACGUCAGCAUCACCAAGAUAUCCAAGCUCCCAAAGGUUCUCAGUUCAGCCAAUCAGCUUUGUUUCUCACCAGACUCCUCCCAUUUGUUUUCAGCCUCCAUAGAGUCAUCAGUCCACAUGGUGUCUCUCAACCAAUUAGGGUGCAAAUAUGUGGCCACUCUUAAACCAAAGUCAGGCUCCAAGCAGGCUAUUCACUUGUUAACCGCUAGUGAAGAUGGGAAAUGGUUGGCCUCAGCAAACAGUGACCAUGAAGUUCAAGUCUACAAUCUGCAGAAACGAAAGGCUCAUUGCACAGUGCCUAUCUACAGUUCUGCUGUCAGCGCCAUGGCGUUCCACCCAACCACGAACUGCCUGUUCAUGGUACAUGCAGAUCAACAGAUGUUUGAGUUUUCCAUAGAGCAAAAACAGUACACAGAUUGGAGCAGAUCGGUGCAGAGGAACAAGCUUCAUCAUAUAUGGCUGAAGAGAGACACACCGGUCACCAAUGUGAUGUUUAACCCCAAAAAUCCAUCCCAUGUCAUCCUGCAUGACAUGUACAUGCUCUGUGUUAUUGAUAAAAGCCUGCCACUCCCUGAAAACAGCACACAGUUUUACAACCAGCUGACCCUGAAGAGCCUUCCAGCAGAGGAAAGAAAAUUUUACAGCCAUGCUUUCAAAAUCUGCAAAACCUUUAGGGAGAUCCUGUGCGUAGAGCAGAUGUUAGAUCAGUCUCUCGUGGUGGUUGAGCGCCCUCUAAUGGACAUCACCACUCAGUUGCCUGCACCCAUUAAACAGAAGAAAUUUGCCACAUAAGCACAAACCUCGUGCCAUGAAUUAGGAUGUGUUUUAUUGUGAGUUAUGAUGACCCGUUUCAAAAUCGUUUGUAAAAACUGCUGACACAGCAGACAGUAUUAAUAAAUAUUUACUCUACUUGUGUU
Triplophysa rosa is the source of this 2303-nucleotide messenger RNA. It is a transcript of the gene utp4, whose product is annotated as UTP4 small subunit processome component. The transcript has 17 exons. Gene Ontology annotation, biological process: maturation of SSU-rRNA from tricistronic rRNA transcript (SSU-rRNA, 5.8S rRNA, LSU-rRNA). Gene Ontology annotation, cellular component: 90S preribosome; small-subunit processome; t-UTP complex. The record is from RefSeq and is a predicted model, not a curated record. Bases 121 to 2178 code for a protein of 685 amino acids. Gene Ontology annotation, molecular function: RNA binding; protein binding. Lineage: Eukaryota; Metazoa; Chordata; Actinopteri; Cypriniformes; Nemacheilidae.